This is a messenger RNA of Dioszegia hungarica, 930 nucleotides long. Its product is annotated as PITH domain-containing protein. The transcript has 7 exons. The coding region runs from base 1 to 930 and encodes 309 amino acids. Lineage: Eukaryota; Fungi; Basidiomycota; Tremellomycetes; Tremellales; Bulleribasidiaceae. The record is from RefSeq and is a predicted model, not a curated record.
AUGGCGCCAAAUAUCACCGAGAUCACGUCAACGUUCCAGUAUGACGGGAUUGUCAGUGCUUUGCCGGCUAAUCAGCUGCUUGUGAUCGACUUCCACGCUGUCUGGUGUGGACCAUGCCAUGCCAUUGCCCCAGUGCUUGAGCAGCUUUCGAACAAGUUCACCCAUGUCAAAUUCGUCAAGAUUGAUGUGGACAAGCAGGCGCAGCUUGCUCAGAGGUUCAAAGUCCGCGCUAUGCCUACCUUCAAGUUCAUCAAGGGCGGCAAGGAAGUCGAUGAACUCAAAGGCGCUUCCCCUCCCCAACUCAACGCCCUGGUCGCGAAGCACGCUGGCCCCGCAUCCGCCUUCCAGAACUCCGGCAGCGGUCAAAAGCUCGGUUCCGGAUCUGCAUCCACCAUCUCCGCCUCGGGGUCUUCGUCCGCCUCGGACUCUUCUUCCCUCCUCAGCCAAAUAACCGCUAAAGGCCUUUCAUGCCUUAACGAGUCGGCCUCGCACCCCCUGUCGUCCAUCGUCGGACCCGCCCACGGACCCAAGGGUACCUCAUACCUCGAGUCCGACGUCGACCCCGAGCUCCUCAUCUCCAUCCCGUUCAAUGAUGCCGUCAAGCUCAAGGCCAUCUCAAUAUUCUCGGGUGUGUCUCCCUCGCAGGCCCCCAAGAACAUCAAGUUGUUCAUCAAUUAUACGAGCAUGGACUUUGCGGAUGCGGAGCGCGAGUCGCCGGCGCAAGAGAUUGAGCUGAGCAAGGAGGAUGUCAAGGGCAACAAGGUGGAGCUGAGGUUUGUGCGGUUCCAGAGCGUGAGGAGUCUGCAUAUCCUGAUUAAGGAUAAUCAGGAGGAUGAGGAGACGACGAGGAUUGAUUCGAUUGAUCUGUAUGGGAGCGUGGGCCAGACGUCGGACAAGGGGCCUCUGCCGAAGCACGAUCACGAGCAUUAG